This is a messenger RNA of Lolium perenne, 1575 nucleotides long. RefSeq names its product putative transcription factor bHLH107. Gene Ontology annotation, molecular function: DNA-binding transcription factor activity; protein dimerization activity. The record is from RefSeq and is a predicted model, not a curated record. Gene Ontology annotation, biological process: regulation of DNA-templated transcription. Lineage: Eukaryota; Viridiplantae; Streptophyta; Magnoliopsida; Poales; Poaceae.
CGCUAUGCUCCAUUCGUGAAGGUGGAGAACCGCGACCUAUUUACGGAGGUCUUUACACGGUUGGAGGACACGACGAAGGAUACUUUUUCCCUACAUGGGUGGCAGCAUAAUCUACGGAUUGAGCUUCCGCCUUCACCAUAGGCGUUAUAUAUUUUCGAAUGUCUGAUAUGUAAUUCGUCUUUUUUAGCACUCCAGAUUCUUAAGACUUUUUGAAUGGUUAUGUAUAUCUUAGCUAUGCAGAGGCCAAGUAUAAUUGCUUUCUAUAAGUAAUAAAGCCUAUUAUAAAAAAAACAUACGUAGGGUAGUUGGCAGAUGCAGAACACCUCGUUCACACAUAAGCUGACCAUAUCGAUCAUCCCACAGUUACACACAAACACAUCAUCUGCCAUCCGUCCUAUACGAAGAGAAUGUGGUGACAAGACGCCGUUGCACUAAUUAUUUGUAAGUCGCCUAUCUACUUGCUUCUUCGUCGCACUCCCACUUCCUCUUCUUCUUGUGUUUCAUCAUUACACUCUUCCUUGCCCAGAGAGUGUAAGAUGAUGCUAUCCGCGUGCCUGCAAGAAGAAAAAAGGCUGCGGCCGUACGACGAGCGUGAUCCUACGGCGCACGGAGGCCCAGUUCUGCUGCCACGGCCGGCCGGCUCUGCGGCGCCUCCCUCUGCGCCGCCGGAAAUGCCAUUGUCAUCAUCGACGGGGUCGGAGAGGAGCGUAACGGAGGCGAGGGCUCUGAAGAUCCACAGCGAGGCCGAGCGCCGGCGCCGCGAGAGGAUCAACGCUCACCUGGCCGCGCUCAGGAGAAUGAUCCCUGACACCAAGCAGAUGGACAAGGCCACCCUGUUAGCCAGAGUGGUGGACCAGGUGAAGCACCUGAAGAGGAGAGCAAGUGAAGCCACCCAGCUUACAACACCCAUCCCGCUGGACACCGACGAGGUCUCCGUCGAAUGCCUUGUCGCCUCCGACGGCUCCGACAUCGGCAUGUACAUCGAGGCCUCGGUGAGCUGCGACGACCGGCCGGACCUGCUCGCUGGCCUCGGCCGGGCGGCCCACGGUUUGGGGCUGAGGACGGUGAGAGCGGAGCUGACUUCACUUGGAGGUAGGGUGCGGCAUGUCUUCGUGCUGUGCAGGGAGGAGGAAGGCAGUGCAGGCUGUGAUGGACUCAGGGCUCUGAAGGAGGCGUUGUGGCAGGCCCUGGCCAAGGUCGCUUCUCCGGACAUGGUGUAUGGCAGCAGCAGCAUUACCAGUAGUCCACCAUUAGGAUUGCAGAGCAAGAGACCUAGGAUUCUCGAAUCACAUUGCUCCAUCUUGUCCAUGUAGAUGAUGGUUACUUCUGGCAUUUCUGGAUCGCCACAUAUUGUGCAAGAUUUGAGGUGUGAAACUGCAGUUGGUGCUGUGAGCUAGGUGCAGUUCACUGUAUCUUCCUGGCACAGGGUUUUACACUGUGUGUGCACUGUAGCAUGACUGUACAUGCAGAUCGCUCGAGAUCUUCUGACGCAGAGUCACACGUAGUUUGAAAUUUAAGUGGUUGCUUGAAUAAACGGAUAUGUAAGGCCUCUUAAUUGAUGAAAAAAUAAUGGUU